Messenger RNA from Somion occarium, 2153 nucleotides. Lineage: Eukaryota; Fungi; Basidiomycota; Agaricomycetes; Polyporales; Cerrenaceae. The record is from the annotation of a GenBank genome assembly.
GCCUCUGUGUAAGUACCUCAAGGAGACCACAAAUCUUUGUCUUCCACCACCGAAGGAAGUAGAAUGUGUCCAGUCUGAUUUCCCCAAUAAAACUCUACAGCGUUCUUAUAAUCUCUCACAUGCUGGCAAUUUGUUCUAGUGAAACCUCCCGCCGGCGCAAUCAGACAUUCAGUGCUCUGCUGGAAUACUAGGCACAGUGAUUUUUGUGGACAGGUUGAAUCAAACCAUGCUGACUUCUGUCUCAACCAAUGAAGGGGUUGGGAACAGUGCUCGGCUAUAUGGAGAACUGUAUGACAUGUGAACUGGUAACAUCACUCCCAAGGGCUUCGUGAUGCUGAUACUCCCGUGGUAUCAGAUGGAGGACCCAUCCAACGCCCAAAGUCACAAAGGCAUCAUACGGAUCGCAGCAAAGGUAAUAGUACCGAUCUUAGGGAGGCAUUCACGCCAGCCCAUUGCUAGUGUAUUGUUUGACGAAGAUGGAGAAGACUUGGAGCUCGGGACCGUGCUAAUUCUGGAUCGUGUAUGGUCGCGUCUACGAGCUGUCCUCCCCGAAGCAUAUCGCGAUUUUUAUUCUUUCCUGUAGGACUUCAUCGUUCAUCCAUUCUCCGUCACAUAACACGCACUGUAACCCAUUCUGUGGUCUUCUAACCCCUGCCCUUUUGCUGCUUAAGCAAUGAGUUCAAUAUCGCAGAUCGAGUCGCUUCAAGCUAGUCUCAAUGCAGCUCUGGAUGCUCUUCGAGAUGAGAUGAAACGUUUAUCUCUCCCCGAACUUUCCAGUACCAACCCUCAUCGCCAUUCAAUGGAUGAGCCGGGUUUUGUGUGUUCUCCAAGGCUGUAUGAAGCUCGAAGGCUCGCAAUAGCGGCACUGGGUGAGAUUAAGAACAUCAUCCAGUAUCCCUUUGAAAAGGUUGUCCAACAAUCUUGCGCUGUUUAUGACACGGCUUGUCUCGAUAUUCUGCUUAAGACUGGCGUCAUCGACCAACUGGCCGACUCAUCAGUCAUCAAUGACGGUCUGGACGUGCAUGAUCUGCAGAAGACUCUUGAUCUGGAUCCUGCUAAGCUUACGGUUGUCCUACGGUAUCUGGCAUCUCAGGGAUGGCUUCAAGAAACGAAAGAGGGUACGUUUAAGCUCACGCGGGCUGCAUUAGAGCUUUCAGAAGGUCAUGGGGGGCGUGACUGGAUAUAUUUCUCUACGAUGCCGCCUGUUGCACAAUCUUUGCUGGCUCAGAUAACGCACCCGGAGUGGAAACACUCCCAACGACCUGACCAAUGCGCCUUUCAAUUGGCUCACAACACCUCAUUGACCACGUUCGCCUGGAUGAAGCAACAUCCUGAGAAGCUGGGACCGUGGGCGAAGGCCAUUCAGGCUAUGGGCGAUGCUUACCAUGCUCCGAUGCUGUACGACUUCCCAUGGAAGAAGUUUGACUCUCAAACCUUCAUUGAUUGCGGCGGGGGUUUAGGCAACUUGUCCAUUGCCUUGUCUGAAAUCUUACCUCAGAGCCAAUUCAUCGUUCAGGACCUCGACGAAGUCAUAACUAAAGCUCAACCAAACAUUGCGAACCGGGCACCGAUUGCAUCCCAAGAAGGACGCAUCACGGCAGAAGUCGUUGAUCUUUUCGCGAUUCAGCCACGUCAUGGAGAAGGUUUUGUCUACUUGCUUCGCCACGUCUUGCAUAACUGGACAAAUGAAAAUUGUAUCAAAAUGCUUAAGAACAUCACAGAGGUGGCCACACAUUCGUCUACCUUCAUCAUCAUCGAAGUUGUCUCGCAGCCUAACUCGCUCUCUAAUGCUACACCUACUCAAGGGGAGAUUGUAACACUCGAUGACCUCAUCGGGUCAGACACAUACCGCGCGAUUACACCUCCCCCAUAUAUCCCCACCAAUUUUGGUGCCUCGGCCAAGACGUCCCUCGGGCUUGGUACACACAUGAUGGGCCUUUUCAACGCGCGCGAGCGAUCCCUGCGGGAAUGGACAGAAAUCGUGAACAGUGCGGGUUUGAAAGUGGUCGAAGUUCAUUCGUUCCGGGGUAUGGUGUCGGCGAUCGAAUGCAAAUUCGCGUAGGUUACUAUUGGACGCGGCGGUGGUUGUGGAAUUGCCAUCCUGGUAACAUGUAUUUUUAUUCCCUUGACAAUAGAAAAGUUCUUGCUUGAGC